Paralichthys olivaceus (Japanese flounder) is the source of this 482-nucleotide messenger RNA. NCBI's taxonomy places the organism in Eukaryota, Metazoa, Chordata, Actinopteri, Pleuronectiformes, Paralichthyidae. The record is from RefSeq and is a predicted model, not a curated record.
CGAACGGCUACAUCAGCGCCAGGGCCUCCCCAGGCCUCCUCUCCGUAUCCAACGGCAACAGCCUGGGCAAAGUGGUCCCGGCAAAGUCUCCGCCUCCGCCCAACCCACAGAUGGUAAACAGCCGCAAGCCGGACCUGAGGGUCAUCACCUCGCAGAGCGGCAAGAGCCUCAUGCAGCUGACGGAGGAAGAGCUGGAGUUGAAUGCUCAGCGGCUAGGCGGAUCCCAGGUGGCCCAGUCGCUCACCACACCGGUGGUCUCCGUGGCAACACCCAGUCUCCUAGCGCCCUUCUCCAGCAUGCAGACGGCCUACAACACUGAGUACCAGCUGACGAGUGCGGAUCUCACGGCGCUCCAGACGUUCACACCUCCGGGGCUGGUGCCUGGCAACAUGGCUGCCUGGCAACAGCAACAGCAGCCGGCGGUGUCCCAGCAGCAGCAGACGCAGCAGCUGAGCUUGGCGUCGCUCAGUAACUUGGUGUAA